Messenger RNA from Sorex fumeus (smoky shrew), 1146 nucleotides. Its product is annotated as zinc finger protein 304-like. The record is from RefSeq and is a predicted model, not a curated record. NCBI's taxonomy places the organism in Eukaryota, Metazoa, Chordata, Mammalia, Eulipotyphla, Soricidae.
AUGAGGAAUGAGGGAAAUACGUCCAAAGAGAAGUCAGCUAUAACUCACUGCAGAAUGCACAGAAAAGAAUCUCCCAUGUGUAACGAGUGUGGAAAGGUCUUCACUCACCCAUCCCACCUGAAAGUGCACCAGAAACAGCACACUGCAAAGCAACAUUACGCCUGCAAUGAAUGCGGAAAGGUCUUUAGUUGCAAAGACACACUUGUUCAGCACCAGAAAAUCCACACUGGAGAACGGUCUUUUGAUUGUAGUGAAUGUGGGAAAACCUACAGCCCCAGCUCCCACCUGAUUCACCACCAGAGAAUUCACACGGUAGAAUGGCCUUAUAAAUGUGGUGAGUAUGGGAAGGCCUUCAGCUUCAAAGACACUCUGAUCCAGCACCAGAGAUUCCACACUGGAGAAUGGCCGUACGGGUGCAGUGAGUGUGGCAAGUUCUUUAGCCAUAACUCCAGCCUCAGUAAACAUAAGAGAGUCCACUCAGGGGCCAGGACGUAUGUGUGCAGCAAGUGUAGGAAGGCUUUCAGCUGCAAGGACACCCUUGUUCAGCACCAGAUCAUUCACACUGGAGCAAGACCUUACGAGUGCAGUGAGUGUGGGAAGGCCUUCAGCCGGAGACACACUGGAGAACGAACUUAUGAGUGUGGUGAGUGUGGGAAAUUCUUUAGCCACAGCUCCAACCUUAUUGUACUCCAGAGAAUUCAAACAGGAGCAAAACCUUAUAAAUGUGGUGAGUGUGGAAAGUGCUUUAGCCACAACUCCAGCCUCAUUCUACACCAGGGAGUCCACACGGGAGCAAGACCAUAUGUGUGCAGUGAGUGUGGAAAAGCCUACAUCAGCAGCUCCCACCUUGUUCAGCACAAGAAAGUUCAAGGAGCAAGACCUUAUGAAUGCAGUGAAUGUGUCAAGAUUUUUAGGUGCAAUUCAAGUCUCAUAUUACACCAGAGGGUUCACACUGGAGAAAAAUCUUAUGUGUGUAGUGAGUGUGGGAAAGCCUAUGGCAGAAGCUCCCAUCUUGUUCGACACCAGAAAGUCCACGGGGGGAACGGUCUCUGAAAGCCAUUUUGUUGGCAGUUUAACUGUCAUCUUCCCCUCAAGAAAUGUCAGAAGGAGGCAGGAAAUGUGCUGAUUUCUUGUUCAGCCUGCUGG